Messenger RNA from Carlito syrichta (Philippine tarsier), 1744 nucleotides. RefSeq names its product aldehyde dehydrogenase 8 family member A1 (gene ALDH8A1). The coding region runs from base 64 to 1527 and encodes 487 amino acids. The transcript has 7 exons. Gene Ontology annotation, biological process: retinoic acid metabolic process. NCBI's taxonomy places the organism in Eukaryota, Metazoa, Chordata, Mammalia, Primates, Tarsiidae. The record is from RefSeq and is a predicted model, not a curated record. Gene Ontology annotation, molecular function: retinal dehydrogenase (NAD+) activity.
GAAAGUGGUGGGGACAACCUGAGUGCAUGACAGUGGAAGGGAAAGCCAGCAGUUUUCCUUACUAUGGCUGGAACAAAGGCGCUUUUGAUGCUGGAAAACUUCAUAGAUGGAAAAUUUUUGCCUUGUAACUCCUAUAUAGAUUCUUAUGACCCAUCAACAGGGGAAGUGUACUGCAAAGUACCAAACAGUGGGGAAGAAGAGAUCCAGGCCGCGGUGGAGGCCGCCCGAAAAGCCUUUCCCGGCUGGUCUUCCCAGAGCCCCCAGGAGCGCUCGCGGGUCUUGCACCAGGUGGCAGAUGUGCUGGAGCAAUCCCUGGAGGAACUGGCUCAGGCGGAAUCCAAAGACCAAGGGAAAACCUUAGCACUGGCAAGAACCAUGGACAUUCCCCGGUCAGUACAGAACUUCCGGUUCUUCGCUUCUUCCAUCCUGCACCACACGUCAGAGUGUACACAGAUGGACCACCUGGGCUGUCUGCACUACACGGUACAGACACCCGUGGGAAUAGCUGGUCUGAUCAGCCCUUGGAAUUUGCCACUCUACUUGCUGACCUGGAAGAUAGCUCCGGCCAUUGCUGUGGGGAACACUGUGAUAGCCAAGCCUAGCGAGAUGACUUCAGUGACUGCAUGGAUGUUGUGUAAACUCCUGGAUAAAGCAGGUGUUCCUCCAGGUGUGGUCAAUAUUGUGUUUGGAACAGGGCCCAGGGUAGGUGAGGCCCUGGUGUCCCAUCCGGAGGUUCCCCUGAUCUCCUUCACCGGGAGCCAGUCCACAGCCACGCGGAUCACCCAGCUGAGUGCUCCCCACUGCAAGAAGCUCUCCCUGGAGCUGGGGGGUAAGAAUCCCGCCAUUAUCUUUGAGGAUGCCAACCUGGAGGAGUGUAUUCCAACAACUGUCAGGUCCAGCUUUGCCAACCAGGGUGAAAUCUGCCUCUGUACCAGCAGAAUUUUUGUCCAGAAGAGCAUCUAUAGUGAAUUCCUAAAGAGAUUUGUAGAAGCUACCAGAAAGUGGAAAGUUGGCAUUCCCUCUGAUCCCUUGGCCAGCAUGGGCGCUCUGAUCAGUAAAGCACAUUUGGAGAAAGUCAGAAAUUACAUCAAGAAAGCUCUUGCCGAAGGCGCCCAUAUCCAGUGUGGCGAGGGAGUGGAUAAGCUGAGCCUUCCCGCCAGGAAUCAGGCAGGCUACUUUAUGCUUCCCACUGUUAUAACAGACAUUAAGGAUGAAUCCUGCUGCAUGAAGGAAGAGAUAUUUGGUCCAGUGACCUGUGUCGUCCCCUUUGAUAGCGAAGAGGAAGUGAUUAGAAGAGCUAACGACGUUAAAUAUGGACUGGCAGCGACAGUGUGGUCAAGCAACGUUGGUCGCAUCCACCGAGUAGCUAAGAAGCUACAGUCGGGCUUGGUCUGGACCAACUGCUGGCUCAUCAGGGAGCUGAACCUGCCUUUCGGGGGAAUGAAGAGUUCUGGGAUAGGUAGAGAAGGAGUCAAGGACUCUUAUGACUUCUUCACUGAAAUCAAAACCAUCACCGUUAAAUAUUGAUCUUUGCCAAUGGUGAGGCGGUUACAGUCAAUGCCUGUCUGCAGAGUUCAGUUGCCCAGUGUGGCAAACAGAAAUGGUGGCAUGAAUUCCAGUCAUGUCUUACCUUGACAGGUUAUCUCUAGAGGAUUCUUGGUUGUUCAUAAUUUUACCUGCUGGUGAAGGGAAGCUAUCGAUUUUCAGUGUGGAUUCAGAGAAGAAAAGACGUUUAAAUAGAUGA